Rhododendron vialii is the source of this 835-nucleotide messenger RNA. RefSeq names its product putative cysteine-rich receptor-like protein kinase 33. Gene Ontology annotation, biological process: protein phosphorylation. NCBI's taxonomy places the organism in Eukaryota, Viridiplantae, Streptophyta, Magnoliopsida, Ericales, Ericaceae. The transcript has 2 exons. The record is from RefSeq and is a predicted model, not a curated record. Gene Ontology annotation, molecular function: ATP binding; protein kinase activity. The coding region runs from base 285 to 626 and encodes 113 amino acids.
UAAUUACCCUUUCAUCAAUUCUUGACAUAUAUAUUUUGCUUGUUGGAAAGAUAGUUUGUUAAAUCAACUAUAAUCAGGCAAAAAAUAGUAGUGUCAUCAAAAAAGGGGAGGCCAGGCUAAACCUUUGUUGACAUCCCUUAUGUCACGUACUUUUUGAGUUAAACCUUUGUGCAUUAUGACCUCAAUUUUUUCAUGUCUGAUUUUUUCCGCAAAGUACUAGUUUCCUUUCCUUUUUGUCUUCCAUUAAUUCAUGAUUAACUGGUAAUGGUGGCUUGUAGUGGUUCAUGUCUCCAGAGUAUUUAAUAAAUGAAAAGUUCUCUGCGAAGUCUGAUGUGUUUAGCUUUGGUAUCUUGAUUUUGGAGAUCAUUUCUGGCAAGCGGAACAACUUUUACUAUUCAGAUGAUGUGGCAAACCUUAUGAGCUACGCUUGGAAACUCUGGAGGGAAGGAACGCCCUUGGAUCUGUUGGAUCCCACUCUUGAAGGGUUGUAUGCAAGAAAUGAGGCCACUAGAUGUAUUCAUAUUGCCUUGUUGUGUGUCCAAGAUGAUCCGGAUGCUAGACCUUCUAUGGCAACAAUAGUUCUGAUGCUCAAUAGCUAUUCCACUACGUUGCCACUUCCUCAAUAGCCGAGAUUCUUAGGCCAGAGUGGAAUAGGGUCGAAUAUUAUUCCAAAACUACAGCCGGAUCAGUCUAUGAGCAAGUCAAUACAGUUGACUGUGAAUGAAGCAUCAAUUAGUGAAGUAGAACCAAGGUGAUGUUGUAAGCUCCAUAGGUCGAGAUCCGUUUGGUUGGCAAAUUCAUGAUGAAAAUUGAUAUUUGCAUGUAUUCCCCAAUU